AUGGAGGCAAGUACGUGGAAUUGUUCUCAAUGUACCCGAGCCAACAGGGCCGACUGCACGAUGUGUGCUUUCUGCGGUGGUACUUCUGCCAGUGCGGCUGCACCGUCGGUGUUAUCUCCGCAGGCUGCGUCGUUGAGUCUGUUGGAUGAAUUGUUUUCCAUCACAACGGAGGCAACCGCCACUACUCACGGCGGUGGCGGUGCUGAACAGGAGAAUGCACAGGAACACAUGGGCUCAACGUUACCAUCACAAGAUCUCAAGGAUGACUUUUUUCUUCAGUUUUAUGAAAAUGGAACAACAAGUGAUGACUCGGGGCAUUGUGAUGCCUCAAGAAUUGUUACGAUUGAGCAGUUGUAUGAGCGGCGGAUGUUGAUUGAGAAUCUCCUCAGUGAUGGUGUUGCUCGGUGGUAUGAGGUGUCCAUUCUAUUACAACGGUUUUGCUCAAUCUUGGAAUUGGACAAACCACAGAUACAGGAAGUAAAUCAACCAUUUGGGGACCAUUCUUUGACAACUUUGACUAAUGCUGAAUCAAUGGAACGAUGUUAUCUUGAUUUUUUAUGCACAUCACCCUUUGUGGAGUUUUUACAAACAUUUAAACACGUUUCUGUUUUCCCAACACUAACAACCUUACCACUAGUCGAAUCACUUUACCAGUGUGUACAGGAAUGGGUGGAGGGUCAAAAUGGUUUGUGUGUUGUGCUCUCCAAUUUGUCUCUGGUGAAAGAGCUUCAGCUAUUGAUUCAGGCAAUAUCGGAUAAAUUUGCUUCUGCCGUGUUAAAUUCUGCUCGCUCAGUCUAUGAGGCGUUAUUAUUGUCAGCGUUAACUGAUAUUUGUAGAUAUUGUAUACAAUUAAUGUGUACGUCUAUCCCUCAUGAUCUCUACCCAUUUUCAGGAAGAACCUUAAAGUCUGUUGUACAUCACAAUUCUAUUAUUAUUUCCCAUGUAGAUAAAGAGUUACAAAACUAUCAAAAAAUGUUGCAACUAUUAAAUAUGGCUCGCUCUACAGCGUACCACAAAUGCUCAGAAGAUAUCCAGGCAAAUGUUUCCCCUCUUAUAGCUGAACUUCUCUCUAUUUUUGACAUGUUUUCUCUGGCACCUGUGUUAUCUAUUGACAAACACAAGACCGAAGAAAACCGUUGCAAACUAAGUGGACUCAAGCUGAAUUCUAGUAAUCAUUAUGAAGGGGAGGUCGAGGUAGAUAAUUUUGUAAGUCGCUAUUGGAAAGAAACUAUGGGUCUUCCCUUACCCUUAUAA
This is a messenger RNA of Trypanosoma theileri, 1254 nucleotides long. RefSeq lists its product as uncharacterized. The record is from RefSeq and is a predicted model, not a curated record. NCBI's taxonomy places the organism in Eukaryota, Euglenozoa, Kinetoplastea, Trypanosomatida, Trypanosomatidae. The transcript has a single exon. Bases 1 to 1254 code for a protein of 417 amino acids.